This is a messenger RNA of Mastomys coucha (southern multimammate mouse), 3193 nucleotides long. Its product is annotated as zinc finger protein 431-like. The record is from RefSeq and is a predicted model, not a curated record. Bases 108 to 1943 code for a protein of 611 amino acids. Gene Ontology annotation, molecular function: RNA polymerase II cis-regulatory region sequence-specific DNA binding; DNA-binding transcription factor activity, RNA polymerase II-specific. Lineage: Eukaryota; Metazoa; Chordata; Mammalia; Rodentia; Muridae. Gene Ontology annotation, biological process: regulation of DNA-templated transcription. The transcript has 4 exons.
UCAGAAGCGGAGGAGGGUUGUUUUGGCUGGUUCCGCUUGAAUAGUUCGGUGUGUUUUGUUCUGAGCCCUCUUUCUGAGUGUUGUGAGGGGCACACCGAAGUUGCGACAUGCAUGCAGUGACCUACGAUGAAGUGCAAGUGAACUUCACUCGGGAAGAAUGGGCUUUGCUGGAUCCUUCACAGAAGAGUCUCUACAAAGAUGUGAUGCUGGAGACCUACAGGAACCUCACAGCUAUAGGCUGCAAUUGGGAAGACCGUAAUACUGACAAACAUUGUCAAAGUUCUAGAAGACACAGAAGGCAUGAAAGAUGUUAUACUGGAAAGAAAUCCUCUGAAUAUACUCAAUGUGGUAAAGUCUUUGCCUGUCACAGUUAUCCUCAAAAGCAUGAAACAGUUCAUUCUGGAGAGAAACCCUAUGAAGGUAUUCAAUAUGGUGAAGUCUUUGUACAUCCCAGUAGUCUCCAAAUACAUAAAAGAACACAUACUAGAGAGAAACCCUACAAAUGCAAUCGAUGUGAUAAAGCUUUUGCAUAUUAUAGUCAACUUCAAAGGCAUGAAAGAAUUCAUACUGGAGAGAAACCUUACCAAUGUAAUCAGUGUGGUAAAGCCUUUCUAUAUCUUCAUGAACUUAAAAGACAUGAAAGAAUUCAUACUGGAGAGAAGACCUUCAAAUGUAAUGAAUGUGGUACAGCCUUUGCAUGUCACACUAGUCUCCAGCUACAUAAAGCAAUGCAUUCUGGAGAGAAACCUUAUGAAUGCAAGCAAUGUAAUAAAGCCUUUGCACAUCAUAAUCAACUUCAAAGGCAUGAAAGAAUUCAUACUAGAGAGAAAGCUUACAAAUAUAAUGAAUGUAGUAAAGCCUUUGCAUGUUAUACUAGUCUCCAACAACAUAAAGCAAUGCAUUCUGGAGAGAAACCUUACCAAUGUAAUCAGUGUGGUGAAACCUUUACAGACCAAAUUCAUCUCCAAGUACAUAAAAGAACACAUACUGGAGAGAAACCAUACAAAUGUAAUCAAUGUGAUAAAGCCUUUUCACGACAAAGUCAUCUCCAAGUGCAUAAAAGAACACAUACUGGAGAGAAACCGUACAAAUGUAAUCAAUGUGAUAAAGCCUUUUCACGACAAAGAUAUCUCCAAGUGCAUAAAAGAACACAUACUGGAGAGAAACCGUACAAAUGUAAUCAAUGUGGUAAAGCCUAUAAAUGUUGUGGUGGUCUCAAAAAACAUAAAAUACUAACACAUACUGGCGAGAAACCUUAUGAAUGUAAUCAAUGUGGUAAAGCCUUUCCAUAUCUUUCUGAACUUAAAAGACAUGAGAGAAUUCAUACUGGAGAGAAGCCUUACAAAUGUAAUGAAUGUGGUAAAGCCUUUGCAUUUCACACUAGUCUCCGGCUACAUAAAGCAAUGCAUUCUGGAGAGAAACCUUACAAAUGUAAUCAAUGUGGCAAAGCCUUUUCACGACAAAGCUAUCUCCAAGUGCAUAAAAGAAUACAUACUGGAGAGAAACCUUACAAAUGUGAUCAAUGUGGUAAAGCCUAUAAAUGUUGUAGUAGUCUCAAAACUCAUAAAAUAACACAUACUGGAGAGAAACCCUAUGAAUGUAAUCAAUGUGGUAAAGUCUUUGCAUAUCACAGUAUUCUCCAAAAACAUAAAAGAACACAUACUGGAGAGAAACCCUAUGAAUGUAAUCAAUGCAGUAAAGCCUUUCCAUAUCUUCGUGAUAUUAAAAGACAUGAGAGAAGCCAUACUGGAGAGAAGCCUUACAAAUGUAAUGAAUGUGGUAAAGCCUUUGCAUGUUACAAUAGUCUCCAAAUACAUAAAGCAAUGCAUUCUGGAGAGAAACCUUAUGAAUGUAAGCAAUGUAAUAAAGCCUUUGCGCAUCAUAUUCAACUUCAAAGGCAUAAAAUAAUUCACAUUGGAGAGAAGCCUUACAAAUGUAAUUAAUGUGGUAAAGCCUUUUCACGACACAAUUAUCAUCAAAUACAUAAGAGAAUACAUACUAGAGAGAAAUCCUAUGAACAUAAUCAAUGUGGUAAAGGUUUUGCAGUUCAGAGUGAUCUUAAAAAGCAUGAAGUAAGUCAUACUGGAGAGAAACCUUAUGAAUGUAACCAAUGUGGUAAAUCCUUUACAGAUCACAGUGAUCUUCUAAGGUGUGAUGAUUUGAAUAUCCUUGGCCCAUGGCAAGUGGAGAAAACAAGGGUUCCCACUUUCCUGACUCUUAUUCAAGAUGGUACUGAAAAAUCUUAGCUAGAACAAUAUAAAGCAAAUCAAAGGAAUAUAAAAUGGAAAGGAAGAAGUCAAAGUAUCUUUAUUUUCAGAUAAUAUAAUUCUAUACCUCAAAGAUUCUAAAGACUCCACCAGAAAAACCUAAAGAAUGGAUAAAUAAUUUCAACAAAAUGGCAGAAUACAAAAAUGACAUAUAAAGUCAGUAGCCUUCUUAUAAAACAAUGAAAAGUAUACUGAGAAAGAAAUCAGGGACAUAGUCCCAUUCAUAAGACUUUAAAAAAUUCAAGCAAAAAAAAAAAAAUCUCUUGAAUUAAACCUGACCAAGGAAGUGAAAGACCUCUAUAAUGAAAACUUUAGAUACUGCCGAAAGAAAUUAAAGAAGACACUAGAAGAUGGAAAGAACUUACAUGCUCAUGGAAUGUCCAUACUUCCAAAAUCAAUCUACAGAUUCUAACCCUAACCCUAACCCUACAGAUUCAGUGCAACCCCAAGAGAAAUUAAGGGGGGUGGAGAAUAUUAUCAAAAUAUAUGCAUGCAUGCAUGAAAACACUAUAGUAAAUCCCAAUAUUCUCCCUCUCUGUCCCCCUCCCCCUCUCCCUCUUCCUCUCCAUCUCCUUCCCUCCCCAGCCCCCAUUCCCCAUGGGAACGUCCAUGGCCUUGGUUCUUGGUGCCAGUGAACUUCCUACCAAGAAAGAAUCUUCCUAAUAACCUGCCCUAAAUAUAUAGGUGUAACCCUCCUGGCUUGAGGCCUACCACUCAUAAACACACCUCUCUGCCCACCGCCUGCUAUUUGCCAUGCUUCCAACCUGGUUCCAGUUACAUCGGAAGUCUCACCUCCACAGAAACAAAAAGAAGCCACUGAUUGGGCUGGCAUUCUGAUGAACUUGUGGGAGGGAUUUACCUCACCUUUUCUAACUGUUGGCUGGUAACAAGCAGGGCAUUAAAAUUCAAGGUGGUUGAGCGGUCAC